Rosa chinensis is the source of this 5138-nucleotide messenger RNA. Its product is annotated as disease resistance-like protein DSC1. The transcript is spliced from 7 exons. Gene Ontology annotation, molecular function: ADP binding. Lineage: Eukaryota; Viridiplantae; Streptophyta; Magnoliopsida; Rosales; Rosaceae. The record is from RefSeq and is a predicted model, not a curated record. The coding region runs from base 985 to 4566 and encodes 1193 amino acids. Gene Ontology annotation, biological process: defense response; signal transduction.
AUUCCACACCCAAUUACAAAACCCUGCGCCUAGUCACAGCAGUGAUCAAUCUUUUCUAACUAGUAAUACGAGAAAGCCAAAGACUCUAAACUUUGGAAGCACUCAAACCCGACUUGCCCGGAAAGUGUUCGACAUAAUGCCUCAGACAAGAAAUGAGCUUUUUUUUUUUCCAACUCAAAUUUCGAGGUAAAGAGAAUGAGAAUGAGAAUGGGGUGGCUUUGAAAUUGAGGAGCGUAAUGUAGGAGUUGAAAAGAAAGUGGGCUCUGCCGGGUUGCAUGUGCUGGAAUUUUCUUGGCAAUGUGAAGGCAGACAAGGUGAAAGCUAACUGGAAGGAGGAAAUCAAGCCACAGUACUUUAGUCAAUAUUGGUGACUUGCAUGAUUGAAAGAUAUUUCGCCAAAAGUGCUGGGAAAUUUUCCUUUCUGCUUUUUACCUCUGCAUACUUUCCUCGAAUAUAUGUGCACAGUAUGGUUUUUUAUUAGUCUAGUUUGAUUCUGAUGAAUAAUCUAAGUUUGUUCAGAGUAGAUGAAGAAAGUUGAUGAGGCAAGAUCAAAAUAUAAGCUAGCUGAAAACACAUGUGACUUGUUUGAUUGAAAAUCCAGUUGAGAUUGUUUUCAGACUUGCAUUAUCUUGAUUCUUUUCAGCCUUGCUAAGUUUGAACUUAGCGUCACUUCAUACAGCAUGCUUCCUUUUGAACAGUCGGUGAAAGCAGUAAUGGUGGCCUCUUUAUCGUCCACUUUUUGAAUGAUUGAAAGAUAUUUCACCGAAAGUGCUGGGAAAUUUUCUUUGUGCUUUUUACUUCUGACUACUUUCCCGGAAAAUGUAUGCAUAGUUUCUUAUUUAGUGUUCUUUCAUUCUGGGGAAAAAUAGAAUUUUAUUCAAAAUAGAUGAACUAAGUUGCUGAGGGCAGAAAGAGAGCUGAAAAAACUGAUUGGGAAGUGUCUAUUGAUAUAUAUACUCAUCCACGUGCUAAACAGGCUAGAAUAUGGCUGCUGCUUCUUCUUGCUCUGAUAUUAUCCCUCAAGAGAAGCAUGAUGUAUUUCUUAGUUUCAGAGGAGAGGACACCCGGAAUACUUUUACCAGCCAUCUUUAUGAGGCUUUACGUCAGAAAAAAAUCCAAACUUACAUAGAUGACAAACUGGAGAGAGGAGAUGAAAUCUCACCGGCCCUUCUCAAAGCAAUCAGCGAAUCGAAGCUUUCGGUUAUCAUUUUCUCCAAAAACUAUGCUUCUUCUACAUGGUGCUUGGAUGAACUUGUGCACAUACUCCAAUGCAGAGGUGAACAGAUUGUUAUACCCAUCUUCUACGGCAUAGAUCCAUCAGUUGUACGCAAACAAUCGGGGAUUUAUGCAGAUGCAUUUGUUCAACAUGAGGAACGUUUCAAGGGCACGAAGGAGGGCAAGGUGCUGGCAUGGAGAGGUGCUUUGAAAACAGCAGCGGAUAUAUCUGGAUUUGAUUCCCAAACAAUUAGGCCCGAGUCUGAUUUAGUUAAGGUUGUGGUCAAUGACAUUUUGGAGAAAUUGAAUCGCAAAUUGCAAAUCGCACGGGGUUUAAAGGGCCUGGUUGGAAUGGAAAAACACAUUCAACAAGUUGAAUUGUUAUUAUGUCUCAACUCACUGGAUGUCCAGAUUGUAGGUAUUUGGGGUAUGGGUGGUAUCGGUAAGACCACCAUUGCUGAGGUUGUAUUUGAUCGACUCUCUUCUCAAUUCGAAGCUUGCUGCUUUAUUGCAAAUGUCAGGGAAUCAGAGGCGAAACAUGGGCUAAAUGAUUUGUGGAAUCAGAUUCUUCGUACACUACUGAAGGAAGAAAAUCUAUGUAUGGCCACUCCAUCUAUUAUAUCAACUUUUGCACGAGAGAGGCUUCGCCGUACGAAGUCCCUCAUUGUUCUUGAUGAUGUGAGUGAGCUUUCCCAAUUAGAACCUUUAGCUGGAGGUGAUUGCAAUCUGUUUGGCCCUGGAAGUAGAAUCCUUGUAACAACCAGAAAUAAACGCAUAUUUAGGAAUGGUGCUGAUGAUGAUAAGAUAUAUGAAGUUAAGGAAUUAGAGGUUGAUGAAGCUCUUGAGCUCUUUCAUUUGAUAGCUUUUAGAAAUAAGUCUCCCCCAGGUGAUUAUACAACUUUUGCAAAAGAGGUGGUAGAUUAUGCUCGAGGCAAUCCAUUGGCUCUUAAAAUCUUGGCUUCCGUAUUCUCUAAUUGCAGGAGCAAAGAAGACUGGGAAAGUGAGUUGGAUAAAGUGAAAAAAUUUCCCAACCAAAAUAUCCAGAAUGUAUUGAGGUUGAGUUAUAAUGGAUUACAUCAAAAUGAGAAGGAUAUAUUUCUCGACAUCGCAUGUUACUAUAAAGGAGAGUGUAUAGCUGAUGCAAUAAGAAUGUUAGAUGCCUCUGGCUUCUGUGCGAAUGCAGGAAUAAGACUUCUCAUCGAUAUGUCUCUCAUAUCAAUAAAGGGUCAUUUUCCAAGAGUAGAGAUGCAUGAUUUGAUACAAGAAAUGGGUCAGACAAUUGUUCUCGAUGAAUGCAUUAAAGACCCCGGACAACGCAGUAGAUUGUGGACUGCUAAGGAUGUCGGUUAUGUACUAAAACAUAAGAGGGGAACUCAAGCAAUUGAAUGCUUAGGCAUGUCCAUGGAUCCCAUUACAGAUCUUGACAUAAAUCCUUCAGCUUUCAAAAAGAUGCAUAAUCUAAGAUUACUUAAGUUACAGUUUGAGCGUCACUCUUACUCGAAGUCAUGGGUCAACAAAGUUCACCUUCCUCAGGGUCUCAAGUGUCUUCCUCAAGCCCUUAGAAUCCUGCACUGGGAUGGCUACCCUUUGAAUUCUCUGCCAUCAAAGUUUUGUCCAGACAAUCUUGUUGUGCUUCAUAUGCAAGGCAGCCGACUUGAGCGACUUUGGGAUAAAGGCCUGAAGAUCAGUCUUGGGAGCUUAAAAGAGAUCGAUCUUCGUCUGUCCAAGCACCUGGCUGAGGUUCCAGAUCUCUCAGAGAGUCCAAAUCUCGAGAGAAUUGAUCUUGAAGGUUGUACAAGUUUGGUUCAACUUCCUUUGUCUUUUCAGCAUCUCGCCAAGCUUACUCGUCUCCAUCUGGAUGACUGCUCCAAUCUCAAAAUUCUCCCAGAGAUGCCAGGCAAUCUGAAAGUCUUACGAUUGGAUCGGACUGCAAUAGAAGAAUUGCCUUCAUCAAUUUGGUGUCACGAGAAGCUUUAUGAAUUGAAUCUUGGAACAUGUAAAGAGCUUAAGAAUAUUCCAAGCAGCACUCGUAGGCUGAAUUCGCUCCUAUAUCUUCGUCUAAAUAGCUGCCUCUCUCUUGAGGAGCUACCUUCUCGGCUGAGGGUACUGGACUUGAGAAAUUGCAAGAGUCUUGGGUCUUUGCCUGUCGAGCUACCUUCUGGGCUGAUAGAACUGAACUUGACAAAUUGCAAGAGUCUUGGGUCUUUGCCUGUCGAGCUCCCUUCUAGGCUGAGGUUCCUGAGCUUGGGGUAUUGCAAGAGUCUUGGGUCUUUGCCUGUCGAGCUCCCUUCUGGGCUGGAAUACCUGGGCUUGGAGUAUUGUGAGAGUCUUGGGUCUUUGCCCGUCGAGCUCCCUUCUGGGCUGAUGUCACUGGACUUGAGAAAUUGCAAGAGUCUGGGGUCUUUACCGAAGCUGCCAUGGCUUCUAAAGGAGUUGGAUGCACACGGCUGCACGUCACUAGAGACAGUCUCAAGUUCGAUGAGGACUGCACCCAUACAAGGUCGGGAUCAAUAUGUCCAGUAUUGGGAAAACAUCUGGCCUGGGAAUGAGGAACUUGUAUUUAUAAAUUGCGUGAAAUUGGAUCAGAGGGCACGGAGCAAUAUAAUGGCUGACGCACAGCUUACAGUUAUGCGAUUUGCGUCACGUCGUCACAAGAAAUGGAAUGGGACUAAAAUUGUUUGUCCGGGAAAUGAAAUUCCAAAGUGGGUGAGGUAUCAAAGUGAGGGAUGUUCGAUAAAUAUCAAGCUUCCUCCUCAUUGGUUUCGUCAAGGCUUCCUCGGUUACGCUCUAUGCAUUGUGGUUGCAUUCAACAACUAUACGCCACCACCCGAUUUCAAGUAUCCCUACUUUUGUUGUGGAGCCCAUCACAAAACAAACAAUGGUCACAAAGAGCGCUGCGACUGCGACCUCGAUAUAAGCCUACCAGAUGAUAUGAUUCUCAAUUCAGAUCAUGUGUUCCUGUGGUGUUUCUGCCCUUAUUUUGUUCGAUUUGGAAUUACAAUCAAUCGCGAGGAUUCCGAGGCCUCUUUUGACUUCAUGUUGUACCAACAUACCGACCGGAGCCGCAUUGGUAAAAACAAGGAGCCCAUCGACCCCUCCACUGUGAGGGUGAAAAGGUGUGGAGUCUCCUUGCUGUAUGCCCAAGAUCUUGAAAAAUUACUUGGAGGCAUUGAUGAAGAUGUAGUUAUGGAACCAAAACAAGUAGUUGAAGAAGAAGAUUUCAUCAUCAAAACCAAGAGAGGACGGGACGAGUCUGAACUCAGUGGAAGUGGAACUACUGCAAGCUUCAAAGAAGAAGAUAACGACCAACUACCUCCCCAGAGUAGUAAAAGGAAAAUCAACAUCAUGUGAAAUAUUCACGUUCAUAUGCCACUUUAUGAGGUGAAGCAUCUGGAAAUUCAAUUUCGUGCCCCAACUUGAUUUGUUUCUUUUUCUAGCUCUUUUGUGAAUUAAGUAAUAAUUUCUUAGUUAAUCACGAGAAAAGAAAUGCAUAUAGCAACAGUACUAGAAGAAUCUGGGAAUGCAGAUUUUAGAAUCUGACAGUGGCUGUUGCUUACAUAUGCCACUGAAUGUUUUGAUCUUUCAUGCAUGGAAGCCGUAGAAGGCAGGUCCAUUGAACUUCUAGAUCUAUUGGUAGAGGACUCCAGCACUCUACAUGAAGUUUUGCGAUCGAUUCAUGUAGGUCUUUUUUGUGUGCAACAAAAACCACAAGAUAGGCCAAGUAUGCCAGCUGCUGUUCUAAUAUUGAGUUGUGAAGGUGCAUCGCCUCAACCUCAGAAGCCUGGUUUUUUCAGUGAAAGGAAUCUGACAGAACCUGAAGAUUCUACAGAUGAGGCUACAGAAUGUUCAGCUAAUGAACUCACUAUUACACGAGUGGGGGCUCGAUGAAUGUUGAUAUCAUGUUGAGUAUUCUCUGCCCUUUA